AUGAUGGCGGGUCUUAAGACUAUUAUCGCGCUCUCCUUUGUUCUCGCCAUUGGUUUUCUUCUGGUCAUCCUCUCCUCCGCUCUUUGGCACAACUUCCUUCCGUUGACUGUGGUUGCGACAUAUGUCAUCGCUCCUCUACCGAACUGGAUUUGCGCCCGAUGCGCCAAUCCGGAUGAUUUUAUGGACAGCUCUGGCAACGCAGUCGCUGAUUUUGGGCGUUUCUUGACUGGCUUCCUAGUAUUGAUGGGUAUUGCCCUACCGGCUGUGCUUGCGCAUAGCGGCGCUAUCCAGCUCCCUGCCAUGAUCAUGUCCAUCCUCGGAGGUCUUCUGAUUUACGGCACUAUUAUCAGUUUCUCGAUGUUCUUCAAGGAGCAAGAGGAGUUUUGA
Messenger RNA from Aspergillus thermomutatus, 387 nucleotides. Its product is annotated as Vps55 family protein. Bases 1 to 387 code for a protein of 128 amino acids. Gene Ontology annotation, cellular component: Vps55/Vps68 complex; endosome. The transcript has 3 exons. Lineage: Eukaryota; Fungi; Ascomycota; Eurotiomycetes; Eurotiales; Aspergillaceae. The record is from RefSeq and is a predicted model, not a curated record. Gene Ontology annotation, biological process: late endosome to vacuole transport via multivesicular body sorting pathway.